Molecule: messenger RNA, 2148 nt
Organism: Saccostrea cuccullata (small rock oyster)
Lineage: Eukaryota; Metazoa; Mollusca; Bivalvia; Ostreida; Ostreidae
Product: coiled-coil domain-containing protein 74B-like
Exons: 8
Coding region: 178-1329 (383 amino acids)
Source: RefSeq, a predicted model, not a curated record
AAAUAUCACUGAAUGAAGAAUUAAAGGGAUGAUCGAUGAGACUGUAUAAAAUGUAGAUCAUUUGUGACUAAGAGGGAAAUAGAGUUAAUUUGGAAGUCUCGAAGUGCUUUUGGAGAAAAAUAACUUUUAAUAUUAGAGUGGAUUGAUGGAUCAGGAUGGAUUGAAAAUGAAUGCAGCAUGAUAAAACAGGGAGUUGUCCAGGAAAAGAUAUCUGAUCUCACUUCCAUGAACCAUUUGCCUCCCCUUAGCACUUUACCUCAGUGGUCACGCAUCAACACCCUAGACAGGGGACGCUACCCCAAGCCAUUUGUUAGAGACAAAGUCCAUAUUUAUCCUGAUAUGUCAAAGAAGGAGGAAGGGGAUGAUAAUAAAGAAGUGGAUCUUCAAGAAAUGGAUCCAAAACAGAGGAUCCAACACAUGGAGAGGAAUAUGAUGUUUUUAAAACAACAGCAUCAGGAGGUGUUACAGUCCCUCCAUGCAGAAAUUGAAGCACUCAAAAAGGACAACAAAGAUCUUCAGUUUAAAAUAAUUAUGAGUCAGAAAGGUCAACAACAGCAGCAGCCUGAGAAAAGGAGUGCCAGCAGUCAGCACAGUGCAAAAGACAGGUCCACACACAAUGAACUGACAUCCCAAGGCUUAGACAAAGAAUAUUCUUCCACUUCUUUGUUUUCUCAAACCCUUGAAUACACUAGCUCAGCAGGUCGAUCAAGGGAGGACAGGGUUGAUGAGUUAAAAGUGAUAUUCUUGGAAGAGGAAAUCAAGGAGUUGAAGCAUGCACUUAGGGAUGCCAGAAAUCGCAACAACUACAUGUCUCAGCUUCUGGAACAAGCUGAAGACGUCAAGAAAAAACAACAAGCUCGUAUUGAGAUGUUGCAGCAGCAAGUUUCUCAAGGGGGAGGAGCUUUAGCAGAGCAGAUAGCUGCUGGUAAUCUGAACCCAUUCAGUAACCAAGUCAGACCUCCCACCCUGGCUGAAUGUGAAGCCAUAAUAAAGCAUCUUCAGAAGGUCAACGAAAAUCAGGCUCAUGAGCUUGAUGGAUUGAAGUCUGACUUACGAGAUGUUCUGUAUUCUCACAAAUGGACACCUGAUGCCUAUCUUCUUGCCAAGGCUUAUAUUGCAGAGGAUGAUGCCAAAUCUACUCAGGAUAAAAGUCUGCCUAAAGUACCACUGAAAAACCCCUCCAGAAAACUGCCAGAGGUUGCUUACAUCAACAGGGAAACGGUCACCCUGCCAGCCCUCAAACAGACCGUGAGUAACCAGAAUGUAGAGAGGAAGAAGCGGACUCAGAUACUACAGAAAGCACGCCUCAGGAAGGAGGUCAUUCCUUGAUGAUAAUUCUUAUGUUUAAUUUAAAAGCUGCAUUUUUUUAAAUCAGUGGGAUCACAAUUUAGUCAUAUUGAUUUACACUAUCCCCAUUAAUGUUUAUUCAGAUGUGGUCAAGUCUUUGCCUUAAGCAAUCUUAAGGGAAUAUUUUAAAAAGGGAAAAUUCUCAUUCUCUAGGAGAGCAUUACCAGUGUGACUAGGUGAGUGUUAUAAGUCGCUGGCCUUUUGUUUCCAAUUCAUUCAGUGUUCUAGUUUUAUUUUAUUUGUACAUACUGUCUUAAUGUUUCAGUGAUGUAUAUGAUAUUCAAUUUUAUUUUAUUUGGCAGAGUUCUCAUAUCGGAUGCUUAUGAUUAUUUAUAGAUAAACUUUCUAAAGCUUAGGUAAAUUUCUCUCCCCUUCACUUGUAGGUUUUAAUUUUUAAAUACCACCAAACCUAUAACUUUGAGUUGAUUGCAGCUUCGAUGCCAAUUCACUAAUAAAUUGAUGUUAACUUUAAACUUUUUAAAUUUUGACUGAUAUUGUUCCAGUCUUUUUGUGUUCCAUUUGUGAAUAUUUAAGAAAGGAUAUGUAUUGUGAAGUUUAUUGAAAUGUUUGACAAUAUUUGUGUUGUAUGAUUUAUCACAAAAAUUUGUUUCAGUUCUCUUGGUGCUUUUUCAACAGUGUAUGAUUGUAUAUUUUAUUUAUCAAUGGGUUUCCUACAGUACUUAGGGUAACCUCAAUCUAAUCCAAGAUAUUAACAUAUUUUGGUGCUCUUGAUAAAUGAAACACUGUGCAUGCAUACUUCACAAUCAAUAAGAAUAAAGGAAAUUCUAUGUUGACAAAGAA